Molecule: messenger RNA, 11718 nt
Organism: Theileria equi strain WA
Lineage: Eukaryota; Apicomplexa; Aconoidasida; Piroplasmida; Theileriidae
Exons: 1
Coding region: 1-11718 (3905 amino acids)
Source: RefSeq, a predicted model, not a curated record
AUGAAUAACGGGAAACUCUUUUCGUUGUUGUUAACCGUUGGUGCUGCGGUAGUUGUUUUCGUAUCGCUCUUUUAUGUGCUACGCAAGGACGAUUCAGAAAAUGUCAGUAGCCGUGCUACUCCUGCGGCAGCAUUGCAUUUGUUCGUCUCUAUAUCUUCUUCUGAAGAAUCCAACCUCAGAGGAGGUCUAGGAAAUGCACCUGUCCUAGAUCUUAGACAUAAGUCUGGAAAUUACGCGGCUGGUUCGUCUCAGGUUACUUUGGUCCCUGGCACUGUUGCUGACUUGUCAGGAUACACCAAGUUUGUGCAUACAUUAGCACAGCCAGUGGCAGCCCCUUCUGUGCUCAUUGAUGGUAAGCAUGUAGAUGCUGGACUUCCAGAGCCGGUGGCCAGUGCUACUGCAUUCUGGUGGUUUGACACACCAGUGCUUGUCUUAUUGACAACUGCUGCCAAAGUUCCAAAACAUCAUCACUACUUUCCUAAUGUUACUACUACUGGAAUUGUAUGGACUAAGUUGGAGCUUUCUCCAGCUGGAUCAGCACUUGCAGAUGAUCAACUCAAGGCAAAGUUGGAUGAGUUGAACGGAAACUUGGGAAACGUUGCACUUCUUGAUAUCGGAAAAACUUUGGAUGCAGCAACUGGUUCUUAUACCUUUGGUCUUAAUGGAAACCUUGUUACCAUUGCCCUUGCCAGACAUACUAGCAGUUUGUCCGAGUUUGUCAAGGUUCAACACAAACUUCCUAAGGGCCUACCAUUUAAGGUUGGAAGUUUUUCAUUCUUUGGUACAGAAUUGGAACUAGCUGUUCCUGCUCUUCCAGUUACUCUUGUCUCCGUUUUCUGGUUUCAUGACUUUCCUCUUUUGGUUCAGGUCGAUCAUACCUCAGGAGAACCCACCUUCUUCUCUUUCAAUGUUGUUACAAACUCUUGGAAGAGAGAGCCUGUUCUAUCCAGUCUUAGAGGAAAACUUAACAAGCUUAAGGCUUCAUUGGGUGUUCCAGUAACUCUUGACCUUUCUGUGAAGGGUGAGAGAAGCCUUACUUAUAGGUCCGGUAAGACCGUUGUUACUGUUGUGGAGACCCAAACUGAUGCUACCGGCUUCAAGAAGUUUGCUCACAGAUUUUCAACAGGUGCGCAUUUCGCAAUCGGUUAUCUUUACAACGGAGUUCAUCAAGCAGGAAUCCCAUCUGUUAGACUAUUUUCUGCCUCUGUUUACUGGUGGGACACCGUUCCUGUCCUGUUGAAAUUGACACUAUCUGUGGCCGAUGGUAACGCCGGAAGGAAUAGAUACUUUUCAAAUGACGGAUCUGGAGUCUGGACUGAAAAGAUUUUGGCUGAUUUCGGUAACUCCAGUGCUAAUUUGCUCGCUGAACUUGUUGCUGAACAGAGAAAGUUGGCUAGUGCUUCUCCUGCUUUCGCUUUGGAUCUUGGAGCAAAGGCUAAUUAUCUUACCCUUGGUAAGGUUGUUUCCGUUGCUGAGUAUUCCGGACAGUUGACAGCAGGAUUUAAAGGAUUUGUACAUACCAAGUCCGAUGCUGCGACAUUUCAACUAGAAAAACUUGGUUUAAAUGGUAGCGACUUGGCUGUUGCUCCUUCCGACGCUCUGAAGAAGGCUGUUGCUGGGGUAACUGUCUUUUGGUUUUAUGAUUUGCCACUUCUCGCAAAGGUUGAUCGUUCUGGUGCUACAUCAGAUGCUGCUGCAUCUGAAUAUUUUGCUUUUGAUGGAGUAAGUGGUUCAUGGGCAAAGGUUGCUGCUGGUGAUUUGAAUGUUCUUUUGACCAAUGCCAGGAAUGGGUUGGGUGGAGUAACAUUGGAUCUUGGCAAGUUUUCUGGAUCUUACAAGACCUCUUUUGCAUCCGUUACCGUUGGUGAAGUUUCUGGAAGCGGAGACCCUCCACAUGGCUUUUCUAAACUUGUUCACAACCUUUCUCUUCCAUUGCCAUUGAAGAAACUCAAGCAUUUUGAUGUAGAGUUUGUUUUGAAGGAGAAGGCAGAGAAAACUGCUCCUGUUGCUGGAGCCAGCGGAGCUGCUGGUGAAGAUGGUGCUAAAGUACCUUCAUCUACGACACCUAAGGAACCAGCUCCAACUACUACAAAGGAGCCUGCACCUACAACUCCAGAAGAACCCGCACCUUCUGCGCCUCCGGCUGUUCCAGAGGCUCAACAAUCACAGGCUGCAGGAGCUGCAGCCUCUUCAGUUGCUCCAAAAUCUGCUCCUAAGGACGAACUUGUGGAUGUUGCUGAGGGUUCACUGACUGUCUUCGAUUUAACUGUCUACUUCUUUGACAAUGUUCCUCUUCUUCUCAAGGUUCAAACUGCUCCAGGAGUUUAUGUUCAUUUCAAAAAUCUUUUGGAUGGAGGUGCUUGGGUUAAGGAAACAGUAGAAGUAGCUGAUGUAGCUAGCAAAUUGGGAGAGCUCAGAAAGGCAUUGACUUCUGUUGUUUCAUUGGAUGUUUGCAAGCUUCCUCCAACUGGAGACUCUCUUGAUUAUACAUUAACUCCAUCUGCUGGAGCUUCAGCUGUUUCUGUAGCUCUUGCUAAGGAUGUGGAAUCCAAUUUUGAGGGCCUUACAGUUUUUGCCCACAAAUUCCCUCAGGAUUCCUCAGUUAAGCUUUCCAAUCUCACAUGCAAUGGAAGACUUCUUUCCGGUGUUCCCAUUGAUGUUGUAAAGACUACCAGAGUCUACUUCUCUGGAAACUUGCCAGUUAUGGUUCAGACGAAUUCUACACCAAAAUACUACUAUACUAAUGGUACUGGUGGACUUUCUCGUUACACUCUUCCCGCUGAAAAGAUCUCCCUCGCCCCUGCAGAGCUUUCUGGAAUUUUGGAUGAUUUUAAAAAUAACUUGGGAAAAAUCGUGGUUUUGAAACUCGAAAGUAAGGUAGAUUACACUGUUGACGGUGUAAGCGUUAGUGCUUCUGCCUUUAAUCGUCAUGAUGGUCUCGUUGAAGUUGUCCAUAAAUUAGUUACAGGAGCAGGUUCCACAUUUACGGUUUCUGAUUUUGCCUUUGGCGGAGCUUCCCUUCCUGGUUUACCCGCUGGGUUGACCCUUCACUCUGCAACUGUUUAUUUUGAUGGUGAUAAGCCUCUCUUGUUUGAACUUAAGACUCCAUCAGAAAACUAUCUUUACUAUGCCUACGUUUAUGGUUUCUGUGUUAAAGAUUUGGUUUUGGAUGUUCCACUAGAGGGUGAUGAUUUGGCUGAUAAACUCGCUGAACUCAAGAGUGGACUUGAUAACGUUUUCUCUUUGGAUAUUGAUGUGCAUGCUGAUAAGAGUUUCUUGGCACUUGAUGUUACCGAUGAAUUCCCAGCUGAAGAUUUCUCUACAUUUGUUUAUACUCCACAUGAUGGCAAAUAUCCUUUCAUGUUGAAGGCUUUGACUUUGGGUGGUGAACCUUUGGUCGUACCUGAUUUGUUAAACUUUCACUUGGACAAACUUUCUGUUUUCAACCUGUUUGAUACUCCAGUUCUUUUGCAUCUUCAUUUGUUUGAUGGCAAAUCUGUUUACUUCAAGACCAAAUUUAAUGGAAGCUGGGAACUAGUAGCCUUAUCUGCUAAUACUGACGAAGGUUUGGAGGCUAAGCUUAUCGAGUUGAAGGAGGAAUUUACAACUUUUGCAACAUUGGAUGUUAGCAAGGUUGUUAGCUAUAGUGCUGAUGGUAAGGAUGUUACUGUAUCAGCACCGGCUGAUGUUCAGAACGCCCAGACAGCAGAUGGAUUUAAGGUAUUUUCUCACACUUUGAAAUCAGUUACCGGAAAUUUUAAGGUAGCAAAGGUAACUUAUAACGGUGCUGGUAUUGGAAUCACUCCUCCUGCUGAGGAAGUGAAAGUCGUAAAGGUUUACACUGAUGGGGAUUCAUUUCCAUUACUUUUGGAAUUGGAGGUACCACAUACUGUACACCCCGUUGCAAAGGUAGAACAGGUUCCGGGUCCUGUUUCUCCAGGAACUUCUGGAUCAACUGAAUCUACAGUUAAGGCCAAUGCGGUUCCAUCCCUACAGUCUGCAGGACCACCUCAUGGAGGUUCUACUGCUGUUCCAAAUCAACCUGGAGCUGAAGCUGGAGUAGAAAACAAUGCUGGUGGGCUUGGUGAUACUCGGACUCAAGCCUUAGGCACUUCUGGAGCUUCUCAAGGUGCUGAUUCUGCUAAUCCUAAUCCUGCUCAAGAACACAAUGAUCCCGCUCCACCUCUGGCGCAGCCAAGAGCUCCUUUACCAGCUCCGGAGCCAACACCAAAGGUUGUGAUAAAGCACCUAUAUUUUGCAAACAACGGUCUUACAUGGGUUGAUAUUUCUUCUAAAGAUGGUGUAGUUCUUGCUGACUUAGUAGUAAAACUUGGUGAAUUAAAGGCUAAAUUUGUUAACAAAUUCGUAUUUGACCUUGGCAAUGCUUUCUCCUACACAGAGCCCAAGGAACUUCCAGAGACACCAACUGAAUAUUUCAACGUCGUUUUCUCUGAGUCACCAGAGGUUUUACAUGGUUUCUCAGUUUCUACCCAUACCCUGGAAAAGUGGAUUAUCCCUGAAGUACAGGUUCCUUCUGCUCUUCCCACUGUAGCUGGAGGUGAAGCUGAAACUAAUGGUAAGGCCCUUAAAACAUUGGUAGAUGCCCUAGCUGAUGAAGAAGCUAAGAAGUUGGUUGAGACAUUCCACGAAUAUCUGAAGGCUUUGGCUGCUUUGACCGAAUCUAACAAGAAAUAUUUAGAGAAAGAAGCAGAAAACAAUAAAAAGGAGACUAAGGAUGAUUUGACAAAGACAGCUGAACACACAACUUGGAUUAAUAAUACUACUUCUGCAUUUGGAAAGUUUGCUGAGUUUUUGACUGCUGCAGAUGCCAUUAAAUCUUGGGACGACUUUUUUGGCGAAUUCCAUGCUACCCUUGAAAGAUUGCAAGAGUCAGUUGAUCUUCAAAAGGCUUCUAGUGUUUCUGACGUACUUCUUGAGUUAGAAGAGCUCAAGGAUCCUCUUGAGAAGAAGGCGUUCGCAUUAGUUAAGGGAAAGCUUCCUGAAGAGCUUGCUGCUAUUGCAGCUCCUGGCGUUGAGGUUGCACCUAAAUCCGUUCCUGCUCCUGUCAAGGCCGCUAAACCAGUUGUAGAUCCCUCUGCCCCAACCCCAAGAGAUCCAAAGACAGUGGUAUUUGCCAAGGGAUUUGAAUUCAAUAGAUUGGGAUUGGUUGGAUUGCCUCUUGAAGAAGUUGUAGAAUUUUCUGUAUACUGGUGGAAUGACAAGGUUCCCGGUUUGCUCCAUUUGCAUACCGGUUCUCAUCACAAGUACUACCAUAACUUGGGAGCUUUGGACAAUACAAAAUGGGCUCUUUUCCAGUCCUUGGAAAAGCCAUUGGAGGAUGAUGUUUUGGGUUCUCUGCUAGGUAACGUUAAGGCCAGGUUUGCUCCAUCUGUGGUUAUCGAACUUGGUAGAACCGUUAGUUCAGGUUCCUGGGCUAAAUACCUGGCAAAUGGUUUCCCACUAAGGGUUGUACCAUUCGAACUUUCUGACAUUGGAUUUAAGGCUUUUGCCCACAUCUCCUCUUCUCCAGAGAACCACCUCUUUGGACUCUCUGAGGUAGACUUUUUGGGUAAUAAAGUUUUUGAUGGACAUUCAUUAGGUUUUGUAUCAGCUGUUUCCGUCUUUUUCAGUGCUGAAGACGUACCCUUGCUCGUGGAGGUUGAAUAUACUAGAUCCAAAAAGGGACAUACAGCUUUGAAAUAUGCUUACUUUGAGAAUAAGGGUUCUGACGGUUGGAAGCGCCAUCAUCUCCCUCGUGGUAUGAGAGUUCUUUCGGGCCCCGAACUUAAGAAUAAAUUGGAAGCUUUGAAUAGACUUCACACAGUUUUUGCCACUCUUAAGUUUGGUGUUUCUUUCCCUGAAGCUACCGCGGAUGGAGCUCAAUCUACUAGUUACACAACUGGUGCUGAUGGUGUUACAACUGUUACUGUUACUAAAGGCAAGCUCACAAUUGAUGACACUCAUUUCUUCAAACACGCCUUUGGAUUCUCUGCUACUCCAAAGCCAGAACAGGAUUUGGGCAAUUCCGGAGUUAGUGCUUCUGAUCCCGCUGGACCUCAACAACCUCCUGGUCCUGCUCAAGUCUCACCUCAAUCUGAUGAACAAUCUCUCACCUCUAACUUAUCUGACCAAGAUACUGCUAACCAAGGUGCAGAUACUCAAGCUGGAGGUUCUAGGACUUCUAAAACACCUUCGUUAUUUAGUUUUCUCACCGAUGUAUUUGUCAAUGUAGCUCGUACCGGUGUAGAUAUUGUUGACACUACUGUCGUUUCUACCGCUGAAGAUGCUGCAAUUUAUGCUGCUGGUGCUCUAGGACUUGCUGAAAAGCCUGGAGAUUGUCCUCACCAGGCCUUGAGACUUGAACAUGAUGGUAAAUUCCUAGGCUUUGUUCAUGUUGGUAAGAAUGUUUCUAGUGCAUCUCUUUAUGGACACGGUGAUUUACCACUCCUUCUAGAGGUAGCCGGUAUUGGAAUAAAGAAUGGAAGAUUCUUUUCUGGUUAUUUUUAUCUAAAUAACAAUCCGGAUGGUCACUGGACAUUGUUUACGCAUGGAGAUCACAACAAAAUUACCACAUCUCUUUUGAAUGAGAAACUUUUGGAACUCAAGGCUCUUUUUGAUAGCAUAGGUGUUCUUGAUGUUGCUUCUAAAUCUGUAGUAAACUUUGAAGGACGUGUGAAAUUAUUUGAUCUUGUACACCAACCAGACGCUCUAGUACCUGAAGGUUUUGAAAAAUACACACUUGAAGCUACCAUUAAGUCUCCUGGAGUUAAGCUUACCAAGCUUUUGUUUAAUGGAUUGGAAGUUACUCCAUUGCCACUGAUGCGUUUCAACAAGUUGCAUGUUUAUUCCGAUGCUGAACAUUACUUACCUCUAUUUUUAGAAUUUCUUCAUGUCCACACUCCAGUUGAUGAUAAAGAGGUUGUAACAGCAUAUUACACUCAUAUCACCCCUUCCGGAAAUUGGGUCGCACUUGGUCCAUUUGAUAAGCAGCUGGAUGAAGUUUUGGUACUUGCCAAGUUGAAGACUUUGAAACUCAAGCUCGGUGACGUAGUAGCUCUAGACUUAGGUAAGAAGGGUGGUAGCUAUUUUGCACCAUCUGAGAUUACUGUUUUGGCUGAAGAUCUUUCAGAAAGUCAUGGAUUUGCUAAGUUUGUUCAUAAGGCUACAUCAGAUGGUCCAUUUACAGUUGGACUUUUUGCUUAUAAUGGUGCAGUUGUCCCACAUCUACCUUUGGCCAAGGUAACCUCCGUUGCAGUAUAUUUCAAAGACGAUUUGACACCUGUUUUGGUUGAUCUGGUUCAUGGAUCAGCACACAGGUUUUACGCAGUUGAUGCACAUGGACUUUGGUGGGAAGAUUUUGUUUUGCCCGCUGAUAUCAGAGGUGCCCUCAAUCUUUUGGCAGAUGAACAGGCUAAAGUGUCAGGAUUAGCAAAGCUUUCAUUGAAGCUAGAUCUUGUAACUGGAUUUUUGCCAGAGUUCAAGUCGGUUGAGGGUUCCGAGAAACCUGCUCCUUCUGAUAGACGUGAUGCAUUCCAGUACACCUAUGGUUCAAGCGGCAAAUCUGUACUCGUUACAGUUAGAAAUGGUUUUUUCUCUGUGUUUGAUGAGACCGUCCACAAAUUGUAUGGUGGAGAAUCAGGGUUUAAGCUAGUGGGACUCAAGUACUUGGGUAAAGAAUAUCGUUUAGAUGGAAAAGAUCAUGUUGCUCAUUCCGCUUCUGUAUUUUCGUUCCACGGUGUUCCACUUUUGUUGAAGUUAGUCUUGCCAUCUGGUCUUGGUGUGCAUUUUGUAUAUGAUCCAGAUAGAGACGUAUGGGUGCAUCUUGCCUCGGUCGUACAUCUUGAACAGAAACUUGAUGAGUUGGCUCUUACACACUUUGGCGUUUUACCUUUGGAUCUUGCCCGACGUUCUGACUAUGUAUCAUUGGGUAAAGAUGUAAAGGUUACUAAGGUGAAUGAUCAUCUUCCAAAUGGAUACGAGAAAUUUGUUCAUACACUUCCCAAAGUAGUUGAAGAUAAAGCAAGGACUUUAAUUGAAGAAUCGCCAUUCAAGUUGGGUAAUUUAAGGUUGUUUGGUGUCGACUUGGAUUUUGGUUCUCUCCCAUUGCACACUCGUGUAUUCGCUGUUUCUGCCUUUUUCCUAAAUGGCUUUGAUAAACCCCUAUUGUUGCACUUGAAGACUCAUGCUUCUGGUGUCGGUUCUGAAUCCGCUCCGGUUGAACACCCAGGACUUUACUUUGCAGCAGGACCUGACGGUUCAAUUUCGAAGGUUAUUGUUGCCAAUAAAACUGCACUUUGGAUAAAACUUGAGGAAAUACGAUCCACGUUCGCAGACUGGCUCGUUUUGGAUAUUGAUAGAACCACAGGUGUGAAGGAGGUUGUGGAGUAUUUCGAUAAUGGAUAUCCAUUUACCCUCAAAAAGUUUGUGGCACCUUCAGAUGCGGAUGCUGCUUCUAAAUUCCCAGCCGAGGGUUUUGUAUUGCAUCUUCACAAGCUUUCUGGAGAAGGAUUUACUCCAUUUAAGUUGGAUAAGUUAUCAUUUGCUGGACAUAAUUUGCAAUUUGUUGAUUUCUCCCAUGAAGGUCCUUUGCACGCACAUAGUCUUUCUGUUUACUCCGUUGCUGGUAGCAAUACUCCUCUCUUGCUUGGUUUAUUUGUUCCCACAGCUAAGGAUGGUGCUAAAGUUCCAGGUUACAAGGUAUUUGCUUUUGUUGAUGGAAAAUGGCAUGUUGAUGCUUCAUUUGAUGAGUUUGUUCUCCCAAUGGCUGUUGCAGAAGGGGUACACGUCGCAGAGGUUGUUGAAGAUCUCAAUAAGAAAUUCCUUGACCAUUUAGGAAAUAGAUUGAAUACACUAAAGAAUGGGUUAUCUAGCCCAUUCCUCUUGGAUUUAGCCAAGGUGAACACAUAUACAUCCGGGGCAACAACUGUAACGGUAUCUGUUGUGAAGACUGAGGAAUUGAAUCUCAAGAAGGUAUCCUUUGUUCCUUCUCUUACAACUGGUGGAUCAUCUGCUGACAAAUUCACGCUUGAAAAGGUUCUUUUCGGUGAUGAAGAGGUACUCGGUUUCGUUUUCCCACUCGCUGAUGUAAAAUCACUCCACCUGUUUAGUUUACUUUCUCGAAAUUUCAGAGCUGGUCUUCCGUUGGUUUUGGAAGUGGAGCUUGGUUCUGAGAAACUAGAAUAUCAUUAUUACCUAUAUGGUGGAGACAAUAUAUGGAAAUUGCAAUUGAAGACCUUUAUCAAGUUAGAGUUGGGUGAAGUGCUUGAUCUUGUAGGAGGGCGAUUGUACGGUUUUGAUAGAGCUGAGCACUUCUUCUUAUCAGGACUUGCAUUAGAUUUUGGAACAAAGUUCACACAUUUGAGUAGUGGAAAACUAUUGGAAGUAACAAAGUAUCUACCAGCUGCUAAUAAUGCAGUGCCAAAGGAUUUUGUUCUUUACAAAUAUCACAUGACAUCAUCUUCCACUGCCUUUCAACUCAGAUCUUUUGGACUAGAUGGACAAGUUUAUCCAUAUUCAAAUCCCCUUCUCAAUUUCGCACUCUUUGUUUACUACAAGGUGGGUGUCAAUGUGCCACUCGCAUUUGUGUUAUUCCAAGAGUCAGAGUCUGACGAAUUUGGCGAGGAUAUUAUUUGGUAUUCAUUUGUUGGCGGACGUUUUUCUGUGCUUAGCCUCCCACUUUCACCUGAAAGCCCACAUUCAAGUCCAGACCCACUUGAUCUUGCAUCAAAGGAGAAAAUUGCUAAAACGUUAGCCGAAUUAGCUGAGGGAGGCCCUAUUGCUCCUCAUAAUGAUUUACGAGUUGGCAUUCCAGCUCUUCCAGGUAGUCUUAAGAACCCACUCAAGCCAUUUGUACAGCUUUUCGCCACCGUAAAUCUUGAGCCUAGAGAAGGGACAUACAACGUGUCUGGGCAUCAGUCGAAGGGUAAUGAUCUUGAGCAGCUCAAAUUUACUGUUGGAAGUAAAUCUUUCUCCGACGCACCUGGGUUUUUAGAAUUCCAACAGACGAUAGCAGGUGUGGAUCACUUCACUGUGGCAGAUUUUGAAUAUAAUGGGCAACCCAUCUCUGGAAUCGGUGCGUAUGUUCCAAUGGACGCUGUUAAGGUUGUUUCUACUAUCUGUUGGUCACAUCCUGGAAGAUUAGAUGGUCUAAAGGGUAGACCUCUUCUUGUGAAAGUGACUGCUCAAGUACCUGGUGUACAAUCAACUACAGAAAGAUACUAUGAAAACAUUGGUGCUGGAACUACUGACAAUACCAAGUGGAGGUUUUGGAAAGAUAAUGCUUCUCAAUCUGAACUCCAAAAGAAACUCCAUCUUCUAAACUGUAGACUAAACGAUGCUGUGGUCAUAGAUAUAACUAGGCGGGUUGGACCUUAUGAUGCCUGUAAUGGAAAUAGUGAGAGUAGUGAGGCUAGAAUGACAGUUUCAAAGGAUACUCCAGAGAGCAAAUUUGAAAACUAUGAAGUUUAUGCUCACUCUCUCAACAACGGUGGUGAAGGACCAUUUAAUGUAGUAGGAUUCAAGAAUGAAAAUUCUGACAUAAUACUACCCAGAGUUGGACCAACUACCGAUGGGCCAAUUCUUAGCGUGGACCAGGUUAAAGUAUACUUUUAUUCACGUGAUCCUACAACGCCUCUUCUCAUGUACAUAAAGACCAGCGAUCCUAAACUUGGUAGUAAGAAGUGGUGGAAGUCUAAUGAUGGUAAAAACUGGGAAAAAGUGGUCUCUUUAGCCGCAUCCACUGAAAAAGACUAUGACAAAAUCCGUGAAGUGCUUGACACCAUUGAAAGAAGUCGUAAACUACCAGAAGUAACCAUUGACAUUCAUAAGAGGUUUAUCAUUGGAUUAUCUACUAAUUAUCCAAGUAAUUCUAACCUUGUUGAAGUUAUCAAUAAUACUAAUACUACGCAAGGUUUUGCUGGAUACACUCACAAAGUACAGGGUAAGAGGUGCUUCACCGUGAAUGGAUUUAAAUAUAAUGAAGAAGAAGCUAAAACAUUUUUGACUCCCAUGAAAUAUAUCAAAGAGGUGUCGGUUUUCUACUGGAUAUACCUUGAACCACCAUACAAACUUAAAGAUCAAAGAGGCAGACCUCUUCUCGUAAAGGUAACUAAAAUGGAUGGAAGUAUAGAUUGGUAUGAGAAUACUGGUACAACUGGAGAUCUAGUUUGGAGAAAUGCUACUGGAGUAUAUGACCAGAAUCUGGAAGCAAAUCUCAAACUUCUCAACUCUUCGCUCAAUCGUGCUGUUAUAGUGGAUGUAGGUAUGGACCCUUAUCCUAUUAUUUCAAUGAAGUAUGAUGCUUGUGAGAGAAACACUUUGUAUCCUCCUAAUGGCAUUCAGAAAAUGCAAGUUUCUAAGGAUCCUACUUCUGAUGGUGAAAACCCCCUUGGGAAGUAUAAGGUUUAUACUCACACUCUAAGCAAUGGAUCGGAACCGUUUCACGUGCUAUCUUUCAAGAAUGGUCUUCAUGAGGUAUCUACUGGACAUACUAGUCAUCUAUCACCCAUUCUAGAUGUAACUGAAGUUAAAGUUUACAUGUGUGGUAAUAAACCACUCUUGGUAUACAUAGACUCUAAUGAUCCUAAACUUGGUAGUAAGAAGUGGUGGCAAUCUAAAGAUGGUAAAACUUGGGAAAAAGUAGGAUCUCAACCAAGUUCUCCACAAAGCCACAAAGAAAUCCUAGAAGUACUCAAUACUCUUGGAAGUAACUGCAGCUAA